This is a messenger RNA of Thamnophis sirtalis, 2299 nucleotides long. RefSeq names its product BICD family like cargo adaptor 2 (gene BICDL2). NCBI's taxonomy places the organism in Eukaryota, Metazoa, Chordata, Lepidosauria, Squamata, Natricidae. The record is from RefSeq and is a predicted model, not a curated record. Gene Ontology annotation, biological process: Golgi to secretory granule transport; vesicle transport along microtubule.
UGUCCGGCUACGGAGCUUUGGUGGAUCUCAAGAGUUUGAUAUCUCCCCUGGAACCUUGGAUGGUGUAGAUCACCUGUGGGUUUCUUUUCCUGAAGGCAACUUGUUCUAUGGGGAAAUAGGACAAGCCGGGUCCUGCAUGCCAGCUUUUUCUCUGGCCUUUUGAACCCGCCUGCAUCCAGUGCUACCAGCAUCCUGGCUUGUAAAAUCUCCCCAGUCUAACCAGUCUGAGGGACAAGUCUUCCUAGACUAUUCUCGAGACUCCAUGGCUUCAUGGCUUCCUCCAGGAACUCAGAGGAAGAGCCCCUUCGCAGUCCUUUCCCUCUGACUCCCCCACCGGCUCUGGGGGAUGAGUACUAUCCUUUUGGGGGUGAGGGCCAGCCACCCUUUGUGGGGAAUGCUGCUGCCGCUGGAGCUACGGGAGAAGGGGAUCCCGAAGACUUGGAUCUGGGGGUGCUGCUUCAGAGGAAAGAACAGGACUUGCUGUUGGCAGCGGAAUUGGGAAAGAUGCUCCUGGAACGUAACGAGGAACUGGAACGACGCUAUGAUGAACUGAUGAAGGAAUAUUUGGAAGUCAAAGAGCAUCUUGAACAAGAGAAACAUGAACUCCGGAGGCACCUCGAAUCAGGCCGGGCGGAAUUUGAAACCCGGACGGCAGAGCUGGAGGCUGACUUGGUGGCCACCCGAGCCCAGCUAGGGCAGAAGCGUCUAGAACAGCAGGACACCAGCCGAGAGAGCUCACAGGCAGUUUUGGACCUUUCAGAACAGAACCAACGUCUGGUGGAGCAACUAAGUCAGGUCACUCACUUGGAGCAGCAACUCCAGGAAGAUUUGAUUGUAUUACGUGCAGAACAUCGGACUUUGACCCUCUGCAAUGCUGAGUACGGUGCCAGGAUGCAAAGUCUGCAAGCUGAGAAUCGCCUGCUUCAAGAGCGGAAGCAAGAUAUGGAGAAACAGAACCGUCAGCUCCGCGAGGAGAACGAAGCCAUCCAGGCACUGGUGGACACGUUACACGAAAACCUCCUCUUUCUCCGGAGAGAGAGCCGUGAAAAGCAGCUGAAGUUUAAACAGGUAGAAGUGGAAGCUGAGGAACUCCGGACUGCCAAUAGGCGCCUCCAGCAUCAGGUCAAGGAUCUGAAAGAAGAGAUCCGUCUGCAUGAGUUAGAUACCUCUGUUACCUCCAUCCAGUCCGAGAUUGAAAGCAGCUUAGGCGAUGCCCCAGGAGCUCCUGGACAGACACCAAAGUCAAUCACCCAUGGCGUCAACAAGACUGAUUCCACUCCAAAGAAGGCCUCUCCGAGUCCGGAGGAGAACAUCUCUGAAUACACCAAAAAGGUUUCAGCCUUGAACUAUCAGCAGCAAGAUAUCCUGGCCCAGAAAGAAAUGGAGAUUAGAAAACUCCAGGAUCAGGUGACUUUGCAACACGUGGAGCUCAGUGGUUUGAAGUCCGAGAUAGAGAACCAGCGGCGGUUGUACCAAGAAAGCAAUCGGGACAAGGCCUUGAAGUUAGCCGUAGCAGACCGGGAUGAGGCGAUAAUCAAGAAAGGCGAAAUAGAACUGGAAUUGGCAAAAAUCUCCCUGGAGAGAGAUUCACUGAGCCAACAGUUGCUACGUGUCAUUCGACAGAAGAUGGCACUUUCUCAGGAAUUGGAAGCUUGGCAAGAUGAUAUUCAGUAUAUUAUUCACCAGCAACUUCUCCAGAAACAGCGGGAAGAACGCCACUGCCUCACCCCACCACCAAAGCCACCGACACAAGGCAAGGGUCCUGAAUUAUUUCGCGCUGGUGCCAGCAUGCCCAGUGGCACGGGCUUCUUCUCAUUCUUCAGGAAAAGCUGAAUUGUUGAAGGUUUCCAACAUCAGUUCGCCAACCUCUGCUCCAAGUUCUAAGAUCACCCUCUUCUGGUGAGUUGGAGACAUGACUCAUCUAAGUGAUUCCAGAGUGGCAGCUCGAGACAUCUACAGAUCCCAGCGCCUGGCUUUUGAUGGAAUGGAACCAGAAACAUGGCUUCUGAUCCUUCACUUUUUCAUAGAAUCAAGAUUGGUAGGAAGGGGCACAUUAAUCUCACAUCCCUCCCUUGCAAGAAGAAAUAGAUUACAGAUAGUCUUUGACUUUCAACCAUUCAUGUAGUGACAUUUCAAAGUUGCAAUGGCACUGAAAAAAGUGGCUUAUGACCAUUGUUCACAUUAUGACCAUUGUAGCUUCCGCUUGGUCGCGAGAUCGUAUUUAUGAAGGAUGCUGUGUCCUAGAGUCAUGUGAUCACCUUUUGCGACCUUCUGAUAAGCAAAGUCAAUGGGAAGGCCA